AUGGUGAUUAAGAGAAUAGAGCUUUGUAUAGAGUUUGUGAAGAUAACAAUGGAUUUUGUGGUUGUAGUGGCUGAAGCCGCGAGAGUCUUCUUGAGCCACGCUCCUCAGGUUCCGGGCCCCCGCCUCCGGCAUGGCUCCUACUAUAACUCCGCAUCUUCCUCUCAGCCUUCUGUUUAUAUGAUUCCCUAUUUUCCCUGA
Molecule: messenger RNA, 198 nt
Organism: Eruca vesicaria subsp. sativa (arugula)
Lineage: Eukaryota; Viridiplantae; Streptophyta; Magnoliopsida; Brassicales; Brassicaceae
Source: the annotation of a GenBank genome assembly